AUGACUGUGGUACCAGUAUAUGGACUCGAGUGUAAAUACGAGCGGAGGCAGAAGAAGCGUGGCAAAGGUUCCUUGAGAAUUAACUCCGGUGAAAACUCAAGCACAAACCCAAACGAACCGAUGACACCGACCACCAGCGUGAACUCACCAUCAUCAAGCCCUACCGCCUUCCAUCUCUCAAUACCUUCAACACAUCUCUUCUGCCCUGAAGACAAAGACGGUUACCACAACGAGUUUGUUAGCGUUGCUUCGAGUGAACAAUCAUCGCAGCACUGCACACCAGAACCCCCGUUCUCAUCAUUAUAUAAAGCCGAUCCGGAGACUACUGUAUAUACAAAUGGAAGAUCCCGUGGCAGUGGAGGUUUACAGCAACAGCAUAAACAUUGUUUCGAAAUCCCAGAACCAAUCAGCUAUGCCCCUCAGCUAUUGAACCGGACACACCCCGGACCCUUCGACCCGGCCAAAUGUACGACUCCGACUCCUCCUUCAAACCCAGUGCCUAUCACCCCGCCUGAAGGCUACCAGAUGCUUCCGUAUAUGCCUCUUUGUGCCAACUGUCACUGUAAUCCCUCGGUACGGCUAUAUUCUGGGUCAAUCUUGUGGCUACCAGUGGCACAGUCACAGCUGGGCGACGGGUCGGAGUACAGCGGAUUAACGAUGUGUGAGGGUGGCACAUACUGCUUCCCUGACCAGCAGAAGGCUAUGAUACGGGAGUCAUGA
Molecule: messenger RNA, 720 nt
Organism: Morchella sextelata
Lineage: Eukaryota; Fungi; Ascomycota; Pezizomycetes; Pezizales; Morchellaceae
Exons: 1
Coding region: 1-720 (239 amino acids)
Source: RefSeq, a predicted model, not a curated record